Molecule: messenger RNA, 274 nt
Organism: Linum tenue
Lineage: Eukaryota; Viridiplantae; Streptophyta; Magnoliopsida; Malpighiales; Linaceae
Source: the annotation of a GenBank genome assembly
UCCUUCACUUGCAGAACAACAUCACAAGAAUGAUAGUGGGAUUUGGGUGUGCGUCUGGAUGAUGGGUGCAGCCUGGGAUUCUCACUAUGGCAUUUGGCCUUGUGAUGAUAGGAGGAGAAUGCAGGUGGCUCUGUACCUUGUCAAAGAGCCAACAAAUUACAUAAGGCACAAAGUCCUCAAGAAAGCAAUUGCAAAUGCGCCAAGGUUUAAAGCUCAGACACUUGAAUACGAAGAAGCAAGCAAUAAGAAGGCAAACAAGGGGUUAAGAGAUACC